Cynara cardunculus var. scolymus (artichoke) is the source of this 716-nucleotide messenger RNA. Its product is annotated as 50S ribosomal protein L18. NCBI's taxonomy places the organism in Eukaryota, Viridiplantae, Streptophyta, Magnoliopsida, Asterales, Asteraceae. The transcript has 3 exons. Gene Ontology annotation, molecular function: 5S rRNA binding; structural constituent of ribosome. The record is from RefSeq and is a predicted model, not a curated record. Gene Ontology annotation, biological process: translation. Bases 116 to 658 code for a protein of 180 amino acids. Gene Ontology annotation, cellular component: ribosome.
GAAACGUCGCUUCUUGUAACUACAAAACCCCCAAAUCCCAUUCAGUUUUUAGGGUUUUGUUAUCCUCUUCGUUUUCAAUACUCACAUCAUCUCGCUUCCCUCAAAGGUUUAGGAAAUGGCAGCUGCACAGUUGAGCUCAAACAGUGUUCUUCCGUCGUUUGAGGGUCUCAGGUCUUCGACAUCCAAAGCUUCAUCAGUUGUGGUGUCUUUACCUUUUACAAGUUUGACCCUCCCUGGUUUAGUUGUCAAAUCUGCUCCCAAGAGAUUUGUAGUUCAAGCAGCUUGGACACGAAGAUCACGAAGCGAAGCAGAAAAAAGACCAAACAAGAAAUCUUGGAAACAGAGGACGGAUAUGUACAUGAGACCAUUUCAACUAAACGUUUUCUUUUCAAAAAGAUUCGUUCAUGCGAAAGUGAUGCAUAGAGGCACGAGCAAAGUGAUAUCGGUGGCAACCACAAACUCGAAGGAUCUAAGGAACACGUUGCCUUCGCUCAUAGAUAACGAGGCUUGCAGGGUGAUUGGGAGGUUGAUAGCAGAGCGAUCAAAGGAAGCGGACGUGUUUGCAAUGGCUUUCGAAGCGAAAAAGAAUGAGAGAAUUGAAGGGAGGUUGGCAAUUGUUCUUGAUACCAUUAAGGAUAAUGGUAUCAUAUUUGUUUGAAGUUUAAGUAGGCUCUGUAUCAAGUAUCUUUCAUAAAAAUAUUUCAAUAUUGUUUUCA